AUGUUAGCGGUGGGGACAACGAAAAAGCCCGUCAUUGAUGAGACAACUCUGAAAAAGACAUCAAGGAGAGCCGCAGCCGACGUGAAGAACCAAGUACGGACCAAAGAGACCAACAACAGCGGAAGUUUCGACGUCAAACUAUCUGUACACGUGCUCUAUUGGUUUUUAUCGAGAAAAAGAAAAGGUUGCGCUCGGCGGAGGCUCGAUUUUCUAGAUGUCGUUGGAGUGGCAAACAAACUUCAGACUCUUGUAAAAGCAAGAAAAGGUUUGGCCUAG
Molecule: messenger RNA, 276 nt
Organism: Cylicocyclus nassatus
Lineage: Eukaryota; Metazoa; Nematoda; Chromadorea; Rhabditida; Strongylidae
Source: the annotation of a GenBank genome assembly